Molecule: messenger RNA, 555 nt
Organism: Papilio xuthus (Asian swallowtail)
Lineage: Eukaryota; Metazoa; Arthropoda; Insecta; Lepidoptera; Papilionidae
Product: salivary glue protein Sgs-3-like
Exons: 3
Coding region: 25-522 (165 amino acids)
Cellular component (GO): extracellular region
Molecular function (GO): chitin binding
Source: RefSeq, a predicted model, not a curated record
CUUCACAGCACUACAACAAUAGUCAUGUUCAAGACAACAUUGUUCUCCGUUCUUUUGCUGGCUUUGGCCAUGCAAUCUGUAAAUGGUAAGCCAGCAUGCGGUUGUGAGAACUCACGGAAACCUCCGCCUUCGACUCUGCCGCCGUGUCAGCCGGCCACGCUCGAGCCUUGUGCCCAGCAGGAGGUCAGGACCAGCAGCGCAUGCGUCAUCACAACUGCUCCCAGAGUACCCUGCAUCGAGCAUGCGACACCCUCGACAACGACAACAACUACCACGAAACAGCCCCCGACCACAACCACCACCACUACGACAGUAGCGCCUAUUACCUCGACGGCCGCUCCCAGGACUGACUGCUCGAACGGUGACAUUUACCCCUAUAGUGUGGGCGGCUGCAACCAGUUCCUGAUGUGCCGCAACAGAGUGUACAUCCUGAUGGUCUGCCCGUCGGGACUCGGCUUCAACUUCCAGAGCAAGAGCUGCGAGCGCUCCGACAUCGUGCCCGCUUGCAGUGCACGCAGCUAAUUCAUAGGAAUCCUUUUAUGAUUAAGAAUGUCC